GCUUUCACUUCGAGAAGGAGGAAGUGAUCCUCCCACCUGAUGUUCCUGCUGCAGACACACAAGUGUUUCCACUGUCGAUCGUAAAGAAAACGACUCUUCAUGUCUCCACAGAUCUGGACUUCACUCUGAGGUGGUGCAGGGAGACUUUAUACUUCAACAUCAUGGACUCACCAGGACUCAGUGGCCUGAUGACUCCGGGCCCGGAGCUGACCAACGAGAUGGAGAAGACCAGAACCCUGAAGCAGUUUCCUCCGUACGGAUCCAUCACUGAAAGCCCGACAGGAGAAACCUGCCCCACGUGUCGAGGAACCGGACGAAUUCCCAGAGGUCACAAAGAUCAGCUCGUGGCUGUGAUAGCGUGUAACGACGUCCGGCUGAAACCCAGACGCACGAAGCAGUAUGUGUGCGUGUCCAUGAUGGUGUGCCUCCUGGUCUGCUGCCUCGUCCUCUUCUUCCUCUUCCCUCGGAGCGUCAGCCUGACUCCGGUGUCCGUGCUGUCGGUCAUGGUCUACUUCUCCCCCGGCAUGGUCGCCAUGGAGGUCACAAACGUCAUCAACAUCACCAACGAGAACUUCGUCCCGGUGCAGAUCGUCGGGUUCACCAUCCAGGGUCUGGUCACCGACAUCGUGGUGGCGAAGACCAAGAUCUCCAACAUCACCGCCAUCACGUCCCGGUCGCAGAAAUCUUACACCAUUCAAAUAAACCUUCCCAUCGAGGACGCAGGCUUAAACACGUACUGCAAGUCGAGCUCCUUCAAGAUCCACACGCUGUUCCUGGAGCUGCAGAUGACGCUGAACAUUUCCUACCUGUCCCACACGGAGCAGCUGUCCGUCAACUCGUUCGAGUUCAUCGACUGUGGCGUCAACUCAACGACCCCACAUCCUGUGAUGAGAUCCACGUGAGAAGUCGCCGUGUGAAGUCAUGAAUAUUCUGGCAGCGUCACCUUUAUCUCUUUCGUAUGAAAUGUGGACGUGUGAACGAUGACAGCGGAGGAAAGGCCUUUUAUCUCAUUGUGUACGUUGUCGUAGCAUAACAACACAACAGCUGUUUGUGAUCGCUACAGAGUUAUAAUCUUAAAAUGUGAAUUCGUUAAAAUCCCUUUUGUUUUAGCGUCAAUGUUAUUGUUUCUCUUAUUUGUUGGAGACCUGCUUGUAAAUGUGUAUUUCAGCCAAAGUAAACUCAUAUAAUUGAGCCCAAUUUCUUUCCAAAUGGGAAAUUUGUCUAUUCACAUUUUAAAUUCAGUUAUGUAUAGUUUGACGAAUUGAACUGAUUUCACCACGUAUUAAUAGCAGUAUUACACACAUUGUGUAAAUAUGAUUGUUGAUCAUCUUUUGUACUUUAUUAAA
This is a messenger RNA of Limanda limanda (common dab), 1346 nucleotides long. RefSeq names its product transmembrane protein 106A (gene tmem106a). The record is from RefSeq and is a predicted model, not a curated record. The transcript is spliced from 8 exons. Bases 162 to 902 code for a protein of 246 amino acids. NCBI's taxonomy places the organism in Eukaryota, Metazoa, Chordata, Actinopteri, Pleuronectiformes, Pleuronectidae.